UCCAGGACAGCAGGAGCAGGGUGACCCUGAGUGCUGAGACCCUGCCGCGAUGCUGAGCAAGUUUCUGGGCCCACGCUAUCGGGAACUGGCCAAGAACUGGAUCCCCACUGCCAGCAUGUGGGGUGCUGUGGGUGCCGUGGGGCUGGUGUGGGCCACAGACUGGCGUUUGAUCCUGGACUGGGUACCUUACAUCAACGGCAAGUUUAAGAAGGAUGAUUAGGAAAACCCUGUCACACUCAGGAUCUCCCUGGCUCACACCUGCUGUCAGAUCACC
Messenger RNA from Chionomys nivalis (European snow vole), 274 nucleotides. RefSeq names its product cytochrome b-c1 complex subunit 10. Bases 50 to 220 code for a protein of 56 amino acids. Gene Ontology annotation, biological process: mitochondrial electron transport, ubiquinol to cytochrome c. The record is from RefSeq and is a predicted model, not a curated record. Gene Ontology annotation, cellular component: mitochondrial inner membrane. The transcript has a single exon. NCBI's taxonomy places the organism in Eukaryota, Metazoa, Chordata, Mammalia, Rodentia, Cricetidae.